AUGGAAUCUUCUGCAGAAACUGCUUGUACGGGCAAGGGUCUUAUGCCCCUUGCCAAGCGGCGUAUUGUGAAAAGUGCUAUGUCUCACAAGGAGUUAAACCUUUCACUAUUUGGCAGACCUUGGACGACAAUGGAAUGCUUCUACAAGGAGGACAAUAUGUUUGUGCGGGCUCAAGCAGGUGACAUGCUGAUGGUUCGAUUUCAAUGUGACAUAUGUCAUUUCAGGAAUUUGGCCAAACGGUUGCCAGAUCCGGGACAGCCCAAGGAGGAUGAGGAGAUUUUGGAGCAUAUCUGGCGCACAAAUCUUGACGCCUUUUGGGCAAGGGAAUCAUCUAUGGUGAAGAAGAAUCUUGGAGUCUUGCUGCAAGCGGAGUCAUGUUUUGAACGCUUAGAACUUGAUCCAGUCUCUCCCCCCGUUUGGUACGUUCCCUUUUGA
Cylindrotheca closterium is the source of this 435-nucleotide messenger RNA. NCBI's taxonomy places the organism in Eukaryota, Bacillariophyta, Bacillariophyceae, Bacillariales, Bacillariaceae. The record is from the annotation of a GenBank genome assembly.